Messenger RNA from Naumovozyma dairenensis CBS 421, 204 nucleotides. It is a transcript of the gene SMD3, whose product is annotated as mRNA splicing protein SMD3. The record is from RefSeq and is a predicted model, not a curated record. Gene Ontology annotation, molecular function: RNA binding. Gene Ontology annotation, cellular component: commitment complex; U2 snRNP; U12-type spliceosomal complex. The transcript has a single exon. The coding region runs from base 1 to 204 and encodes 67 amino acids. Lineage: Eukaryota; Fungi; Ascomycota; Saccharomycetes; Saccharomycetales; Saccharomycetaceae. Gene Ontology annotation, biological process: spliceosomal snRNP assembly; RNA processing.
AUGAGUAGUAUACCAGUGAAGUUAUUGAAUGAAGCUCAAGGACAUAUUGUUUCCGUGGAGUUAGCCACGGGAGAAACUUAUAGAGGUAAACUUAUAGAGAGUGAAGAUAAUAUGAAUAUUCAAUUACGAGAUGUUAUUGUUACAGGGACAGAUAGUAAGAUGACUAGGAUGGAUCAUGUAUUUGUAAGGGGAGUCUCAUAUUAG